CUUCAAUAUAUUUACCUUUUUUCCCCAGCAUCUAAACACAGCUUUCUUCUCCUUCCUGUAAUAUUUUUCCAGAGACUUUGAAGCUGUGUUUAUUCAAUUACAAUGGCUUCUUCAACAUUAUUUUCCAAUUUCUCCUUGAAAGGGGAGUCCUUUGAUAUAAAGGCGCUCAAUCCUAAUAAAGAGUUCAAGUUUAAUGCUUUGAAUCUCAUGAAUAGAUUACCUGUUAAAGCCAUGCUAUCAUCCGAGUUUAUGUAUUCAAGAUUGCUAACUGAUGAGAACUCGCUGAAAUGGGGACAAAGUGAAAGGCUUUUGAGGAACCGGAUGCAAUGUCAUGCUGUGGAAGUCGAGAAGAUGCCUGUGAAUUCAAUGGGAAAGAAGUUUCAACUUGAUGAUGUGAUUGAAGCUCAACAAUUUGAUAGAGAAACUCUAAAUGCUAUAUUUGAAGUGGCAAAAGAGAUGGAGAAAAUAGAAAAGAAAUCACCUGGGAGCCAAAUUCUCAAGGGUUACCUAAUGGCCACCCUUUUUUACGAGCCCUCAACCAGAACUAGGCUUUCAUUCGAGUCAGCCAUGAAACGGCUAGGUGGUGAAGUUCUAACAACUGAAAAUGCUAGAGAAUUUUCUUCAGCAGCUAAAGGAGAGACUCUUGAAGAUACUAUAAGAACUGUUGAAGGGUACUCUGAUAUAAUUGUGAUGCGGCACUUUGAAAGCGGUGCUGCUAAACAAGCAGCAGCUACAGCAGGCAUUCCUAUCAUCAAUGCUGGUGAUGGUCCGGGUCAACAUCCAACCCAGGCCCUUUUAGAUGUCUACACCAUAGAAAGAGAGGUAGGAAAAUUGGAUGGCAUCAAAGUCGGUCUUGUCGGAGAUCUUGCCAAUGGGAGAACUGUUCGUUCUCUUGCAUACUUGCUUACAAAGUACCAAGAUGUGAAGAUCUACUUUGUCUCCCCCGACGUUGUUAAAAUGAAGGAUGACAUUAAAGAUUAUUUGACAUCAAUGGGCGUCGAGUGGGAAGAAAGCGCUGAUUUAAUGGAAGUGGCCUCUAAGUGCGAUGUGGUUUAUCAAACGCGCAUCCAGCGAGAGCGGUUUGGAGAAAGAAUUGGUCUUUACGAAGAAGCUCGAGGCAAAUAUAUAGUUGACAAGAAUGUGUUAAAGGUGAUGCAGAAGCAUGCUGUAAUCAUGCACCCUCUCCCGAGGCUUGAUGAGAUUACGGUCGAGGUUGAUGGCGACCCGAGGGCUGCCUAUUUUAGACAAGCAAAGAAUGGUCUUUAUAUAAGGAUGGCUCUCCUGAAACUGUUGCUUGUUGGAUGGUAGGGGUUGGGCGGUUCUCUUUUUCAGGUCAUUUAUUUGCGUCUAAGAACAACAUUUGAACAAAAAUCUCAAAACCCAUUUUUCAUAUUUCCUUAUAUGUUCUUCUGUUGGUUUGGAAGUCAAGUUAAUAUCAUCUUUUU
This is a messenger RNA of Hibiscus syriacus, 1445 nucleotides long. RefSeq names its product aspartate carbamoyltransferase 1, chloroplastic-like. Gene Ontology annotation, biological process: 'de novo' pyrimidine nucleobase biosynthetic process; amino acid metabolic process. The transcript is spliced from 5 exons. Gene Ontology annotation, molecular function: aspartate carbamoyltransferase activity; amino acid binding. Bases 103 to 1308 code for a protein of 401 amino acids. Lineage: Eukaryota; Viridiplantae; Streptophyta; Magnoliopsida; Malvales; Malvaceae. The record is from RefSeq and is a predicted model, not a curated record.